This is a messenger RNA of Helianthus annuus (common sunflower), 1278 nucleotides long. RefSeq lists its product as uncharacterized. The transcript is spliced from 3 exons. The record is from RefSeq and is a predicted model, not a curated record. The coding region runs from base 1 to 1278 and encodes 425 amino acids. Gene Ontology annotation, molecular function: nucleic acid binding; aspartic-type endopeptidase activity; zinc ion binding. Lineage: Eukaryota; Viridiplantae; Streptophyta; Magnoliopsida; Asterales; Asteraceae. Gene Ontology annotation, biological process: proteolysis.
AUGAAGUUUUGUGGAGAGUUUGUGCAAACUGAAAAAAUGAAGAUUAAUCGCUUUUAUGGCGUAUUAAAGGCAGAAUUUAGGGAGUUCAUCACUCCCUCGAAGUGUGAGACUCUUGAUGAGCUCAUCAAUCUAGCGCGGGAUAGAGAAAUCGAAAUCAAGAGGCAAAAGAGCGUGGAGAAAAGAGACCAAAUGAAAAAGGUGGAAGUUCGACCCCGACCAAAAAGGGGAAGCAAGAAGGGGUGUUAUAAAUGUGGUAAGGAAGGGCAUUCGUCUUAUCAGUGUUCAAAUAACCCGAAGACUUACUUCCAUUGUUUUGAAAAGGGGCAUGUUAAAUCGGAAUGCCCAAAACUUCAGCAAGAGUCAAAGAAAGAAGAUAAGAAGCAAGAGGGUUCUAGGGCGAAAGGGAGGAUGUUUCAAAUCACAUCUGAAGAAGCCAAAUCUCAACCGAAUGUGGUCUCAGGUAUCUUUCUAAUAAACUUCAUACCGGUUCAUGUUUUGUUUGAUACUGGAGCCACUAUGUCAUUUAUUUCUAGUGAAAUCGUACAACAUCCUUCCUUUAAGAUUGAACGAUUGUCGAUGCCUCUAGAAGUAGAAAUAGCUGAUAGUAAGAUCUAUAUGCUACACGAGAUAUGUAGGAAAUGUAAAUUCAUAAUGGAAGAUGAGGAAUUCGAAAUUGAUCUCAUACCUAUGGUUCUGGGGGAAUUUAAAAUGAUAGUAGGAAUGGAUUGGUUGGCACGACACCGGGUAGAAAUUAAUUGUGAAAAUAAGAUAAUGUCUAUCCAAGCCCCAAGUGGAAGGCAAUUGAGUAUUCAAGGGGAAAGAAACAUAGAAACCAAAUUGUGUAACCUUGUCCAAGCUUUUAAAUACAUACUUAAUGGAAAUAGAGCAUACCUGGCUUAUGUGGUAGACGCUCAGCAAACCCUCCCGAAGCUUGAAGACGUUGAGGUCGUGAAUGAAUUUCCGGAUGUGUUCCCGGAAGAAUUGCCGGGACUCCCUCCUGAAAGAGAAAUAGAAUUUCGCAUCGAAUUAAACCCGGGUGCGAAGCCAGUUACGAAGGCUCCCUAUAGACUUGCUCCCACCGAGAUGCGAGAAUUGAUGACACAGUUACAAGAUCUUCUAGAUAAGGGCUUCAUACGCCCAAGAUUUCUCGAAGAUAGCUUUACCCCUAACCAAACUGACGAGAAAGAAAGAGAAGUUUGUAUGGGGUGCGGAACAGGAAGAGGCCUUUCGUAUAUUAAAGAAGAAAUUGUCAAGUCCUCCGGUUUUGACCUUGCCUGA